Molecule: messenger RNA, 3585 nt
Organism: Lethenteron reissneri (Far Eastern brook lamprey)
Lineage: Eukaryota; Metazoa; Chordata; Hyperoartia; Petromyzontiformes; Petromyzontidae
Product: ninjurin-1-like
Biological process (GO): cell adhesion; tissue regeneration
Cellular component (GO): membrane
Source: RefSeq, a predicted model, not a curated record
UGUGGUGGCGUUCCGCCUCGUGAUGGGAGUGCUGUGCUGUUUGUCCGCCACUCUGCUGAACUGCACUUUCCAGAUUGGAAUGUGUUCUCUAUGCGAAAACUUAAACAUCUCUCUCACUUGUUAGCCUGCCAGCAAGCGUGAACGUCUGCUCUCACACAACUUCUGGGGGAGGUAUUGUAUUAGUUUUUUAUUUGCCUCGACAUUACACUUCAAUGUCUUCCUCUCGUGUGUUUUUGUAACAAAAAUAAGAAUAUAUUUCUACAUUGGUGUCACAUACGAAUACUGUAUACACCUGGCAAGGUGACUCGCACGUAGAGCAAGUGGCUCGCAAUUGGACAGAUGUGAGUUCAAAUCCUCAGGGAGUUGACUCAGCCAAUCAGUCCUCAUUGGCCGAUAAAAUGCUACCACUUUGGGUGUUCGGACAUUAAGAGUGGUUUGUCCUCUGGAGAAACUCACCCGCAUCAUCGGAAUGUGGAAUUUCUGCCACUGACUUGGGUCAGUGAAGAAAAGACGAGGACUGGCUACGAUUUUCACUUGAAAAAAUCAAUGACUUUGACCUGUUUUGGUAUGAGUAUUUAAUGUUCCAUUGACUGUUGUUAAACUUUACAGUUUAAAUGGUGCGGUACAAUCUGGGAAUUACGAUUUAACGAGAAAAGAUGCGCACGGACGAUGUCAAGCCCAAACGAAAAUGAGAUUUUUUACAUUAAAAUUUAUGAUCAAAAAUGUAAUGUAAGGUGCACCAUGAAACAUACAAGAGCACUUGAAUCGCUUGAUCUCGUGCAUUAUCUAUCGCCUGGUGGUCACCUGCGGCAGGUGAAAGUGCAAUUUGAUUUCUUCAUCGAGGGCUAAUAAAUGUAUAUUUUCUUUGAACGGCAGGGCAAGAGGGAGGGGUGGAGGUGACUUUCACUUCCCCGACAUAAGAGUGGACACAUUCUUUGAUGAGCUCCGCGGUGAUCCAGAGAUAUCUGGCGAUGCUGUGCCAGCCGCCUGGAGGAGACAGCACAGAGGGUUUCUCCACGGAUGAAGAGCCCCUGAUUCAGCCGGAACAACGUGACGACUUGCGACCUCAACAUGUCAUACGGAACAUCAACCAGUACGCUCGGACCAAGACGCUGGCGCAGGGCUUUCUGGACAUGGCUCUCUUCACGGCCAACGUCUCGCAACUCAAGCACUUGCUGCAGCAAGGAGCAGCGACAGACUUCUACUACUUCCUUUUCGUCCUGCUCUGCAUUUCAGUUUUAUUGCAGCUUAUCGUGGCCGGCCUGCUGAUCUACAAAGGCUCCAUGAAUGUUGAGAACGACGACCCUGAGCGAAAGCUGGGCGACAGGAUGCAUCUGGUGAACAACUUGGCAACGGGUCUCAUCCUGGUGAUCACCGCUGUCAACGUCUUCAUCACUGCCUUCUGGUUCACGCCGCAGCCCCAAGGCAAUCCCCACUAAAUCCGCUCCGACGAGAGUCUCCGGGAGAAUCCAUAUUGCGUGUCAAAUUUAGGCCAAACAAAUUGCGCUUCGUUUGAAGUGGUCAAAGCUCGCGAAUUCAUAAGGAUUUCCACGGGUGAAGGAUCGCGACUUGCGAUAAGCUUGCCGGAGAGAAAUAAACGAUUGUGUUCGAGAUCCAAAUGCAGCGCGCGGAGUUCGCCGCGUGUGCCAAAGUGGAAACGUCGCUGUCAGAUGGAACGGGAAGCAGAAAGGAAUUCGAUUUGAGUGAUAUUGGGAAAGAUACUCGAGGAGUAGAGCGACGAAAACGCUGCAUCCGGUUCAAAUCUGCUGCGGUGUUUCUCGGGGUGUGGGUGAAGUUCUCAUCUUCGCUGAACGUGUGCUGCAUUUAACAAGGGUGGCAUGAAAAUAAAUAACCGUCUUGUCUCAUGGACAAAGGCCAUGUCAUUCAGAUUGACCCGGCGCACUUAAAAGGAAUGCAUUAACGUGCGUGUCAAAUUCUGGUCAGCUCUGCUCGAUGCACCGAGACGAACAAAAAUCACUGAAAUAGCAAUGCUGCUCACAGCUGUUUCACCAUUUACAAUUUAGAGGCACGCAUUGUACACUGCGUCUUAAUGGCAUCAAUAUAUUUAAUAUAGAAAUUAUAACAGUUUGGCAAAAUUUACUUGCGUGAAUCGUUCCAAUGUCUGUUCUUUUGAAUCCGUCAUUUGUGCCGAGUAAAAUAUAGAGUUGGGACAUCAUUGAGCAAUAAAAAGGUUUAAUUGGCUUAAAUAGGUUAGUAUGGUGACAUUUUAUUGCCUGCAAAAAUAAAGUUUCCUAAACAAUUUAUUUCGUUACAGUCACGCUGCUGUUUAGCACUGCAACCGCCAUCUCGAUAAUUGCGUAAUGUCAUUCUAAUCGCUUGUAAAUGUAUCUAUCGGGUCAUGAGAGCCACUUCUGGAUGUGGCGUCAAUUGGCGGCUGCUUUUUGGUAGGCACACUUAGAAGAGAGCAUGCCUGAUCUCUGCAGGUCUUGGAAGCUAAGCAGGUUUGAGCCUGUUUGGUAAGCCUGCUUGUGUGGGGGACCACCAGUGCUUGCCAGGGGUUGUCGGAACUUGGAAGCAGAGGGUAGUGGACAGCGGUGGAUGCGUUUGGCACGUCAUUAAUAGUCAAUGUGCUGGAGGUCGAUCUGCAGAAUGAGCCUAUCUGUGCAAAGCUUGGAGUAUUAUCUCCUCGUAUAUGUGAGUUGGAUUUCUCCAGAUCGCAUGCACGUUGAACUUCUAUCGCACCGUUCGUAGCCAACCGUGCUAAUCGGAGGUGUAGGGGAAGGACAACAAACUAAACACUGAUAAGGCGAAUUGGCCAAACAUCUCAGCUGCAGCAGGCGCCUCUGCAGAGGAGUCUUGAGGCCCGGCGAGGCUGUCCCAAGCAAUGAUUGAGCGUUCCACAUGGCAAGGGUGCAGCGAUGGCGCUUUGAUCGUGGCUACCCGAGUGAAACUCCCAGCCACAGAUGCGUGCAGUGUAAGUGGCAUAUGAACCGGUUCACCAACAACCAGCGCUCACCAGCGUGGUGCGGUAUGGUCAAACAACCCACAUGAACGAGACUGCACAGGGAAGGCGUUCAUCCCGCAGCGAAUUAACAAAGGGCUAUACAUUGUUAUCAUUUAUAUACGUGUGUGUGUGGGCAUUGAGUCGGCUUCAGUGUGCUGUGUAUCUUUUUAGUACAGUAUAUACCAUUAUCGCAUGGCUGACAAGGCAGGAACGCCGCUGAAAAGGAGUCUUGAGACUCAGCGGUUCUUUCCUGGACGCUUAGUAUAGGGAGAUGUGUAUAUAUAUACGUGUGUGUGUAUGUGUGUGCUCGUUGGAAAUUCCUUCUGCGCGUGGCGCAACUUUUGUACGCUGUGGGCCUUGGAGCAGCAUGUGCUGUUACCCUGUGGCUGCCAAGUUGCGCACGUUUAAUCAUUGAAAGUCCAUGCGACGUUAAUUGAAUUUUAAUCAAAACGCCGCUGCGCCGCUAACGUCGCCCUGAUUUGGCUUGAUGGGUGCGCGAGGGAGAAGACUGAUCUGACACAAGCAGCCAUGGUUGCCUCUAACGAAGGUUCUGCAACUGUUUUGCCAUCAUUAAGGAUGUGUUGCUAUCCAUUCACCGGUUCUGUUGUCAUGCUCACAAA